Messenger RNA from Cyclopterus lumpus (lumpfish), 539 nucleotides. It is a transcript of the gene sprn, whose product is annotated as shadow of prion protein. The record is from RefSeq and is a predicted model, not a curated record. NCBI's taxonomy places the organism in Eukaryota, Metazoa, Chordata, Actinopteri, Perciformes, Cyclopteridae. Bases 41 to 490 code for a protein of 149 amino acids. Gene Ontology annotation, cellular component: membrane. The transcript has 2 exons.
UCGAGUGCCAAAACAUAGGAAAGGAUACCAAGGAAAUAAGAUGUCAGGAAUGACCCAGGUGGUCGCGACAUGCUGGACCUGCCUGCUGCUUUCUGCUUUCCUUUGUGAGCCGGUGCUGUCGAAGGGCGGUCGUGGAGGGUCCCGGGGAUCCUCUCGAGGCUCCCACUCCCGGAGCCCCACAGCGGGGAGAGGAGGCGCCUACGGCGGGACCCGCUCUCGCUACAGGUCGACAGGGCGGUCCUCCGCCGUGAGGGUGGCAAGUGCGGCAGCAGCAGGGGCAGCAGUGGCAUUAACAGCUGAUAAAUGGUACGCCUCCGCCUACCGCCGCAGCAAAGCCGACAGCUCAGAUGAAGAGCUGGAUUACUACAACAGGACCAAUUACUUUGAUGCACAAAUGUCAGGCUCAACACAAAAUGGAUCUUCUCUCUCUCAACUGGUUUCCAUUAUUAUUGCAACACUUUCCCCCAAAUAUGGACUUUUUACUGGAUAACAUACUGUAGAUGUUCAUCUUAUUUUUCUUGGAUAAAUUCCUGAUUCAG